Molecule: messenger RNA, 836 nt
Organism: Lytechinus variegatus (green sea urchin)
Lineage: Eukaryota; Metazoa; Echinodermata; Echinoidea; Temnopleuroida; Toxopneustidae
Exons: 4
Coding region: 1-762 (253 amino acids)
Source: RefSeq, a predicted model, not a curated record
AUGACUGUGACAGAUUUUACAAUCAUGAUGCUUAUAUGCUGGUCCUGUGAAAGUGGGCAAGAGAGAUAUAGUCGGUCCAAGGAAGAACUGGUAAUUGAAAAGCCAUGUCGACGGACUGCUUCAGAGGACCUGGCUGAAUUCAUGUGCUCCUCAAACACCCUGAGUUCUUUGACGAUCCGUAUACUUGGACGCCGAGGGAAUGCACAUAUGCAUGAUGUGUUCUACUCGGUGCUUGCUCGGAACGCCACUGAUACAAAGAUUGAGUGUCUUGACAUCAAUUACAUUGAUCUCAGUCAACGUCAGUCUGCAUCACGUGAUCUGGCUCAGUUCAUUUGUAAGAUGCCUCAUCUCAAGAAACUUCGUCUCUAUGGUGGAGGGUUUGUUGCCUCAUUUAAUGACGAGUUCUAUUCAACGUUAUCAUCAUUAGCAUCGUCUUCAAAGAUUGAGCGUCUUGAUAUCAAUUACAUUGAUCUCAGUCAAUGUCAGUCUACAUCACGUGAUCUGGCUCAGUUUAUUUGUAAGAUGCCUCAUCUCAAGGAACUUCAUCUUGGUGCUUAUCAAAACAGUCCGAAAUUUCAUGACGAGUUCUAUUCAACAUUAUCAUCCUUGGCAUCGUCUGCAAAGGUAUAUUUUCAGUUUCUUAUUUUCUUCCAAUUAUUGCAGUAUGAAGUGAUGCAGAUAUUCACUUUCUUCAACUCAAUUUUGUCUAAUGUAAUAUACCAGUGGAAAGAUACAUCAUUAUAUUUCGAACAUUGUGUAUAGGCAUAACGCGCUUGGCCCACUUUGUAUUAUUUGUUUUUAUUCUGUCAAACAUUCUUAAAUAUUAUCAUAAUCCC